This is a messenger RNA of Aquila chrysaetos chrysaetos, 1813 nucleotides long. It is a transcript of the gene IL18RAP, whose product is annotated as interleukin 18 receptor accessory protein. The coding region runs from base 43 to 1812 and encodes 589 amino acids. Gene Ontology annotation, molecular function: interleukin-18 receptor activity; interleukin-1 receptor activity. The transcript has 10 exons. The record is from RefSeq and is a predicted model, not a curated record. Lineage: Eukaryota; Metazoa; Chordata; Aves; Accipitriformes; Accipitridae. Gene Ontology annotation, biological process: interleukin-18-mediated signaling pathway.
AUUUACAAAAAAAAUCUGCUUUCCUCUUUUACAGAAAGCAAGAUGAUUCUUAAAGAAAAUGUCUCAGAAUAUCAACCAAAAUUGAUAAAGAAAAUCAUGCUCACUUUGUGCUGGAUCCUAGCAUUGUUUGUCAGCAGGGCAGAAGUUAGAGAGAUUUACUUGCCAGGAUGUUCCCAUGUCGAACCUCAAAUAUGGUAUCGUGCAAUUAGUGAUGAGGAGUUUGUUUUACAAUGUGCUUUACCAGAUAGAGAUGCUACCCACAUUUAUAACAACUCACUCCUAAAACAACAUCAGGUGGAAUGGUUCUGGCAUCAGAAAGGUAAAGAGCCACUGAAGGCUAUCAAGGGAAGCUCUAAUCCUGCUCUCCAAGGUGAUGCACUUUGGUUUAAACCAGUAAGGGACAAUGCUUCUGGAGUGUACAUCUGCAUGAUACGAGAAAAAAUCCCAUGUCUCAAAAUUGUUUUGGAGGUUCAAACAAAGAAGGUGGCAAAAUGUUCAGGUUAUGACACAAAUAUGCUAUAUCUUCUUGCUGCCAAUGGGAAUUCAAUAACCUGUCCUGGGACAAAAUGCUACAGCCAUGUAAAAAAGACAGAUGUAAAAUGGUACAAGGAUGGUCAUCAGAUAAAACAUAGGAAAAGCAGACAAAGUCUAAAGCUUAAGCCUAAUGAAAUCUACUUGAAUCCAACCUAUGACAGAGAUGCUGGAAUAUAUGUGUGUGAUUACACUCUGUAUGACAACACUACCAAGUGGACAAUGAGAACAGCAGUAACAGUAGAAGUCAUUGAAAAAAACACUAUCCAUCCACCAAACUUCUUGUAUCCCAAUGGUGUGGUGAUCCUUGAAGCAGAGCUUGGAAAGCCACUUGAAUUGGAAUGCCGUGUACAGUUCGGGUUUGAAAGAGUUUCUCUGAUGAGGGUAACAUGGAAAAGAAACAACAAAGAAAAUAUAAAUGAGAAAUUGAAUCAGGAAACAAGCAUUUAUUCAAAAGGUUUAAAGGGGCACACACUUCUUCAUGUUGCGAAACUGAAAGAGGUUACUGAAAGGGACCUCAGAAGCAACUUCACGUGCUUUGCUGAGAAUUCGGUGGGGAAUGCCACUGCUGUGAUCCAGCUGAAAAGAAAGCAGAGAGUGUUUCUUUUAUAUGUACUGUGCAGUGCCAUUUCUACUCUAUUUGCAUUCCUUUUGUGCACUGCCUUCAUUUACCAGCACUGGAUUGAAAUAGUGCUGAUGUACCGAAGUUAUCUGGUCCACAACGAAACUACAGGAGAUGGCAAAGAGUUUGAUGCAUUUGUGUCCUAUGCAAAACCAGACUCUUCUGAAAGUGACUCUACUUUAAUUACUGAGGAAAAAUUUGCCCUGGAGCUUCUUCCAGACAUGCUGGAAAAUAAAUAUGGAUACAAGUUAUGCAUUCUUGAAAGAGAUAUUCUUCCAGGAGGAGCAUACACAGAUGAAGUUGUUACAGCUAUUAAACAAAGCAGACGAGCAAUAAUUAUUUUGAGCCCAGCCUACGUCAGUGGACCAAGCAUCUUCGAACUGCAAGCAGCAGUGAACUGUGCAUUGGAAGACACAAGGAUCAAACUGGUAUUAAUAAAGUUCCAGGCUUUCCAAGAGCCAGAGACUUUGCCUCCAGUAGUGAAGAAAGCUCUUCGGAUUUUACCAGUCAUUACCUGGAAGACUUCUAUUUCUGCUGCUCCAAACAAGAAGUUCUGGAAAUAUAUGCAUUACCACAUGCCAGUGAAAACUACUAAGAUGUUGGGAAAUUGUAGCCUAAAGGGCUUUUUCCAAAGGUUAUUCAGCCUGGUAUAUCGAUAGC